Wasmannia auropunctata (little fire ant) is the source of this 1906-nucleotide messenger RNA. RefSeq names its product glycoprotein 3-alpha-L-fucosyltransferase A (gene FucTA). The coding region runs from base 302 to 1741 and encodes 479 amino acids. The record is from RefSeq and is a predicted model, not a curated record. NCBI's taxonomy places the organism in Eukaryota, Metazoa, Arthropoda, Insecta, Hymenoptera, Formicidae. Gene Ontology annotation, cellular component: membrane. The transcript is spliced from 8 exons. Gene Ontology annotation, molecular function: alpha-(1->3)-fucosyltransferase activity.
AACGACAGAAGCGACGGGUUGGGCCGGCCGUCUACAACGCGUGACCUGCCCGAUGUCGCGGGGAUGAACGAGUUCGCGCAUAGUCCACUGUGUACGAUUCGACGAAAGGGCUCUGACAUGUGACCGGGCCGUAGUGUGCAUCGUCCCGGGGUGCGUCCGUCCGUCCGUCCAUCGGGCAGCAAGUUCCUGGUGCGAGGACUUCCGUGGUCAACCACGUGACGAUUUUGCGUAGCCGAAUGUUGUGGAGUGAAGUGACGCAUGGCUAGAUAAGGAUCUUGCCCGACUUAGGGAACCGGGCGGUAUGGGUUUGCCGCGUUUCUCCCUGAAGAGAUACUUUUUCUACGUGCUAUGUUUGACGGGCACGUUGCUCGUUCUGCUGAAUCUCCUGCGAGAGGACGAGAUAUGGCACAGCAUGCGGCCACAUCCCGGCCAGCCGCAGUCCGUUCGGGUUACCGGCGACGCGCCGAAGAUGAAACCCGAUUGGCCGUUGAAAUCGAAGAAGCCGACGAUGCGAGUAUUACGCACUCGGGAGCGAGUGAGGAAAAAACUUUCGUCCGAGGCAUUGAAUAUAAAUGGAACCGCGAGCUUGGGCGAAAACUCGAUAGACCUGGAUCUAUCGCGGAGACCUUGGUACAUGAAAGGAGGAACCAGAAGACCUUAUCCGGCGAUAAGAACUCGCAAUACUGGCCGAAGAUUGGCUCAAUUGUGGCCGGAGGAAGAUGCUUACGAUGAUCGAGUGACUAAUCAGCUAAUGUUUGUGCCACCCGAUUACAAUAAAACGGGUGAGCCCGUUCCAUUGAAGAAGAUAAUGAUCCCCCACGGGAUGGCCGAAGCCAAAGUCGGUCCUGACAUAUUCUUCCAGCAACGCUGCCCGGUGAAUACUUGCACGAUCGUUCGUGACAAUCCGGACGACGCCGAUCUCAUUCUAUUUAAGGAUUACAUCACGCACGUGGGACGAAGAUCUUACAAUCAGGUGUGGAUGCUAUAUUUUUUAGAGUGCCCUUAUCACACGCAGAGCGUAAAGAACGCUCUUGUCAAUUGGACCGCCACGUAUCGGCGUGACAGUGACGUAGUGGCACCCUACGAAAGGUGGCAGUAUUAUGAUUCCAGUGUCACACAGAUCUCACAAACGUUUAAUUAUGCAGCAAACAAAACGAAGAAGGUCGCUUGGUUCGUUUCCAACUGCCAUCCCCGAAAUCAGCGCAUGCAUUAUGCCAGGGAACUCUCGAAAUACAUCCAAGUGGACAUUUACGGUGCGUGCGGCAGCCUGCGCUGCCCGCGCUCGCAGUCGCAAACGUGCUUCGACAUGCUCGACGAGGACUACAAAUUCUAUCUCGCGUUCGAGAAUUCCAACUGCAAAGACUACAUCACGGAGAAGUUCUUCGUUAAUGGACUCGGGCACAACGUCCUGCCUAUCGUGAUGGGCGCCCAUCCGACGGAUUACGCGCACAGCGCGCCAUACCGUUCCUACAUCCACGUGGACGAGUUCGAGUCGCCGAAGGAGCUCGCUGAGUAUCUGCAUCGGCUGGACCGCGACGACGAGCUGUACAACUCGUACUUCCGCUGGAAGGGGACCGGCGAGUUCAUCAACACGUACUUCUGGUGCCGGAUGUGCGCGAUGCUGCACGACGACCGUCCGCCCAAGUAUUACAAAGACGUGAACGAGUGGUGGCGAGGGGAGGGCGUGUGCACGACCAACUCGUGGCGGGAGCACGACCUCGCACGCACGCAGAACACCUGAGGAGGACAAGUCUCGCCCCGGGGAUACGUUUAAAGGGCUCUUUCGGCGGCCACGGGGAGAUCCGUGCGUGCGUGAUGCGUGCGCGCGGGCGUGCGGGCGUCCGCCCGUGACACACGCGUUGCUCAAUUUCUACAAACGAUUCCGAUUCUUCCAAGAAAAAAAAAA